AACCUAGUCAGCACCAUUGAGGAGUUUUCCAAAGAUUGCGAAGGUUACUUCAGCGGUCUGCUCCACGUUAGUGAUAUUGAGCGUCUCAAUACCGACGAAGUGAGAAAAUGCGAGCUCGAAAAGGAUCACGACCUCCUGGCAACACGAAACGAGUUCAGUCCUGGCGACGAUGGCGCCUGCCGGGUUUAUGUGGAUAAUAAGGAGUUUGAGUGGUUUGAUCUUUCCGACGGGAACCGGGAGCGUCCUUCGUCAGAGGAUGCCGAGGCGUUCGCCAAUUAA
Molecule: messenger RNA, 279 nt
Organism: Gaeumannomyces tritici R3-111a-1
Lineage: Eukaryota; Fungi; Ascomycota; Sordariomycetes; Magnaporthales; Magnaporthaceae
Exons: 1
Source: RefSeq, a predicted model, not a curated record